AUGUGUGACAGCAGCGUGCGCGCCGGCAACGUGGUCUGCUUCUGGGUGAACCACCGCGGCUGGCUCUUCGCCAAGGUCAACGCGGCGCGCCCUCUGCUGCUGCGCAAGGACGUGCUGCUGGGCUCUCCUCUCUGGGCCGUGAUGGACGUGUACGGGACCACCAAGGCCAUCGAGUUACUGGACUCCGGAGCCAGCCCAUGUGCCACCGCCACCCUGGAGGUCCCUGGAGAGGAAGCAGAGCCAGAGCCCAAAGGGGAAGAGUGCGUCAUCUGCUGCCACCGUGCCGCCAAUACUCGCUUCGUCCCCUGCGGUCACCCACACUUUUGCAGCUCCUGCGCCUGGCGCAUCUUCGAGGACACGGCGAAGUGCCCCAUGUGUCGUUGGCAGAUCGAGGGCGUGGCAGCGGUACAGACACAGAGGACUGGAGAAGACUCCUGAGAGAAGGCUUCCUGCUGGUGGCAGAUGGGCCUGGCUUGGGCCUGGCCCUAAGGACAAAGGACAGAGGAGGUGUGGUCCUGCUUGCCUCCUGGAGAGUCAGAAAGCUGGUCAGCAGCCAGAGAGGAACAGGGAUGGCUGCUUCCUCGCCUGCUCCUGAGCAGUGGACAGAGUGACCAGGGGAAGCCUCUUUCUGCCCACACCUGAUGACCCCCGCCUGAGUGCUGGCUUCCAACCCAGAGGGGCUGGGUCUCUCAUGUCAUGGCUAAGAGGUGACAAGUCUCCCUGCAGCCUCGGACCUGAGGACAGAGGAGGGAGGUCAGUAGGUGGAGCCGUCACCUCUACCCGGCCAUCAUAAAGUGACCUGUGGCUACCGCCCAGGGUGAGAUGAAGUCCCAGGUGACAC
This is a messenger RNA of Fukomys damarensis (Damara mole-rat), 841 nucleotides long. RefSeq names its product neuralized E3 ubiquitin protein ligase 3 (gene Neurl3). Gene Ontology annotation, biological process: ubiquitin-dependent endocytosis. The record is from RefSeq and is a predicted model, not a curated record. Bases 1 to 438 code for a protein of 145 amino acids. NCBI's taxonomy places the organism in Eukaryota, Metazoa, Chordata, Mammalia, Rodentia, Bathyergidae. Gene Ontology annotation, cellular component: early endosome. Gene Ontology annotation, molecular function: ubiquitin protein ligase activity. The transcript has 5 exons.